This is a messenger RNA of Puccinia graminis f. sp. tritici CRL 75-36-700-3, 818 nucleotides long. RefSeq lists its product as uncharacterized. The transcript is spliced from 9 exons. Lineage: Eukaryota; Fungi; Basidiomycota; Pucciniomycetes; Pucciniales; Pucciniaceae. Bases 102 to 818 code for a protein of 238 amino acids. The record is from RefSeq and is a predicted model, not a curated record.
CAUCUCUUAAUCAGUUGGCACGUAUUGUGAUAAUAUUGAUAGCUACGGAUUCUUUCACCCAUACUUGACAGGCUAUACAUACCACCUCCAAACAAUCCAAAAUGGCUUUGUGGCACCUUCUCUUGAUCGCAAUGCUUGGGCUCCAAGUGCUAGCCAGUCCCCUCGACAACACACCAAAUGAUCCCACGGUUCCGCGCUGCUUUGAAUCGCAGGAAGUCAAGCAGGUGGAGUGUGCCGAUGCAUUGUCCAAAAUCAUCUACGACAAGGACAUCUUGAAUAAAUUGGAAAAAAGAGUAUCCGCCGCCUCAGGAAGCUGUCUUAUAAAAAUCUAUAUACAAAAUCAGGCUGUUGUCACCAAACAACAGAUCACAGACACGGUCUCUAAGAUUCUAUCGACUUGUAAGAGUGGUCAUGUUCACAUCAAAGACAACGAGGGGGUCGACGUUGUUGUCUCUCAACGCCUCGGAACUCAAAGCCCAUACUAUCCGGAUUUUCCUUUAGAGAAACCCUUCUGUUUCCCGGAUAGCAAGGUCUCGAAGCAAGAUUGCCUAGAAGCAUACAACCAGUUUCCCGUGGACAAUCAAGGCCAGCUCAUCAAUCCAGAUACAAAAAGCCUAGCAUACCAAUUCCACUUGAGAGUAAACUCAUGCCGUAUCAAUAUCUACACAACCGAUGGGACAAAUGUUCUUGUUAAAAAACAGGAUGCUCUGGCCAUUGUGAACAACAUGAUCAACACCUGCGAUUCACAGGAGGGGGCUGUGAUUAUCAAGGGAGCUGAGGGGCCAAAUGGACGUGUGGCUAUCAUGACCGGCAAAUGA